AUGGAAAUAACUGAUGAAAUUCGGGAACAAUUAGAAAGUUAUCGCCUUGGUCGACACUAUGUAGACGUGCCAUUAUCACCGGCUCGAACACUGAUUCUUAUCGGUCGAACGCGUACUGGAAAAUCAACUAUUUCAGCACUCUUGAAGAAUAGUAUGUAUGUACCGCCAUUUCCGACACUCUUCUAUGGUACAGACGCACCACAUGAAGAACAAGUGAACGGAUUAAAAAUCAUCGAUAUGCCAGGAUUUUUUAAUCAGAACCAACAUAAAAAUACUGUUGAUCUAAGUAACGGCACAAUCGAAACGAUGCUCAAUGGUGUAAUGAAAAAAACCGAUGCAUCUGUGACACUUUUUGCUUUUGUUUUCAAUCUCGACCAGGGUAUCAAUCAAGACGACAUCAAAACAAUGCUACUAAUGAGAGAUAAAUACCCACGUAUUAGUAAACAAUUAAUGCUUAUAUUAACUCAUUGUGAAGAAACAGAUGAUAUUGCACGAACACAGCUAAUUAACAACUUUUUCAAACAUAAAGACGUGGUAAAAGAAAAUUUAAGAGAAUUAUUUUUGUGUGGCGUUUUUUUUAUGGGCUGUAUACGACCUCAAUCAGCAGAAAGAUGCGACCGACACGGAAUAUUGCAUCAGUAUGCUAACGUGCUGAAAAUGAGAAACAUAUUUAUCGAGUAUAUCUAUUCAGAUUUAGAAGAAAUCAUGGCUACUGGAACGAGGCAUUUACGAUCUCAAUCCCGUCAGUCAAAACCAAUCGAUAUUAAAGAAUUGCAAGAAACUAUAUACAACACAGUUGUCCAGGAUGAUGAGUUUAUAUUCAAACAAGCGAGUACCCGCAACAUUAUUCUCAUGGGACGAGCUCGUACAGGCAAGUCAACAGUAGCGAAAACACUGGAAUAUCCUGGCUAUAUGGGAGAUAAAGACUUGGCACUCUUUUCUGAAACAAAGAACAUCGAAUUUCAUCAAUUGGCAUGUCCAAUAUCGAAAAAUGGUUAUCUCUAUAAUUUCAACAUAAUCGACACACCUGGUCUGUAUGAUCAACGUACAUCAAAAGGUCAGCUUUUGGACAACGAAGCUGUCACCAAGCUUGUCCUAGAAUGUAUGAGAACAGACAUGACAAACAUACACGCCUUUGCCUUUGUUUUCAAUCUGGAGAAUGGUAUCAACAGCGAAGAUAUUGACUCAAUGGUGUAUGUCAAAAAAGCGUAUCCAACUGUCGCAGAUUACAUGAUGUUGAUCUUGACCCACUGUGAAGAAACUUCCGAUGAGAGACGAAACAUUUUAGUAGAGAAUUUCUUCCAGCAUGAUAUCGCGGUUAAACAAAACCUUCGAGAAUUUUUCAAAUUAGGUAUCUUCUAUAUGGGUUGCUUGAGACGCCAGCUAUAUGAACGCCCCGAUGAAGCUUAUGCGGCUGAUCUACUGGAAAAUAUUAUUAAAAUGAGAGCUCGACUCUUAAACUUUUUAAUUGCGAGGGAGAACGUGUAUAAAAUUCAUGAUGAUCCAAUAUUGCGAUCAGACAAAUCCGAUAGCUACUGUUCAAUAUCUUAA
This is a messenger RNA of Rotaria socialis, 1551 nucleotides long. NCBI's taxonomy places the organism in Eukaryota, Metazoa, Rotifera, Eurotatoria, Philodinida, Philodinidae. The record is from the annotation of a GenBank genome assembly.